Molecule: messenger RNA, 1050 nt
Organism: Oldenlandia corymbosa var. corymbosa
Lineage: Eukaryota; Viridiplantae; Streptophyta; Magnoliopsida; Gentianales; Rubiaceae
Source: the annotation of a GenBank genome assembly
AUGGAAAAGCUGGCUGCGGAAAAGGUUGCGCUAUCAGAAAAGGUUUCGGUGGGAAGUAAGAAUGGACUUCGAUUGAAUCAGAAAAAAGUCAAAUGGGAUUCCAAAAGGAGUGCCAAGAAAGGUGAAAUGCAGGUUGAGACUGUUAAUGCCAAUCCUCAGAUCAUCAGUGAUCUUUCUACUAAAAUUACGGAGGCACAGGAUGCGGAAAACCUAACUUUGCAGCCUGCAAGAAUUAGAUUAGUCGAUGGGGCUUCUGGCUCUGGUUUAACAGAGAAGGAAAAGGAAUCUAUUAUUGUUGAUAUUGAAAGUAGUCCGAAACGAGAUUCGGGUGAUAAGACUGUGAAUGAUGUGAUUCUCUUUGAAGGAGACGAUAAUGCCGUAGUUGAUCCAAAGAUUCAGGUUGCGAGCGAAUUGCGACUGAGCUCGAAGGCGCAAGGGGAUUUCGACACUCAGCGUAACUCUGCCCAGCCAGAGACUUUGGAAACUAUAGUUGUUGACGAUCUGCACCUGGGUCAUAGUGCGCAAGGGGAUGCUGGGUUACAGUUGCAAACGUCACAACUCGAUCUAGAUGACACAAAUGGACCUCGUGUAGCCAUUGAGCAAGGGAAUAAAUUUGCGCUCCUUCAGAUUUGUGAUGAUGAUGGUGAUGUAUCUGGAAAUGGUGAUGAGGAGGAUCCUAUUAUUGAUCUUACGUUGGCUACGGGUAGAGAAUCCGUGAUUGGUGGUCCUCAAGGAUUGUAUGGCGAAAAUUCAGAAAUGGUGGCUGGUCUAGAAAUGGAAGCUGUGACAGUUAAUGACAUUCUGCAACCAGAAAUUAUUAAGCCACCACUGAAAUACCCUGAUGAUUCAUUUCCAGCAGAAAGUGAAGGAAGUGAUGCUGCUACUGAUAGGGGAACAUGGUCAGAAGGGGAUAAGGAAAGGCUAACAUUGGAUACUGAACGUGGGAUCAAGACUGGGGUAAAGAAAAAGAAACGCGAUAGGAAAACAAGGGAGCAAAUCGCCAAGGAGCUUGAAGGGGCUGAGCUUCGGCGAUCACUUCGCUUUCAAUAA